Messenger RNA from Rattus rattus (black rat), 1196 nucleotides. It is a transcript of the gene Scg5, whose product is annotated as secretogranin V. The record is from RefSeq and is a predicted model, not a curated record. NCBI's taxonomy places the organism in Eukaryota, Metazoa, Chordata, Mammalia, Rodentia, Muridae. Gene Ontology annotation, molecular function: enzyme regulator activity. The coding region runs from base 123 to 755 and encodes 210 amino acids. The transcript has 6 exons. Gene Ontology annotation, cellular component: secretory granule. Gene Ontology annotation, biological process: regulation of hormone secretion; neuropeptide signaling pathway.
CUGGGGGCGGGGCCUGGGUGGAGCUUGGUUGCGGAGGGAGGUGACGCAGGAGCUAUCCAGCACGUCAGCUCCCUGUUUUGGCCCAGAUUGCUAGAAGCUCGCCCGCGGCCACACGGUUAAAAAUGACCUCAAGGAUGGCCAUACUAUCUGGUCUUUUGUUUUGGCUGCUGUUUGAGUGGAAUCCAGCAUUCGCUUAUAGUCCACGGACCCCUGACCGGGUCUCAGAGACAGACAUCCAGAGGCUGCUGCAUGGAGUCAUGGAGCAGCUGGGCAUUGCCAGGCCACGUGUGGAGUACCCAGCCCACCAGGCCAUGAAUCUUGUUGGGCCGCAGAGCAUCGAAGGGGGAGCUCACGAGGGUCUUCAGCAUCUGGGUCCUUUCGGCAACAUCCCCAACAUCGUGGCAGAGUUGACUGGCGACAAUAUUCCUAAGGACUUCAGUGAGGACCAAGGGUACCCAGACCCUCCAAAUCCCUGUCCUCUUGGGAAAACUGCAGAUGACGGAUGUCUAGAAAACGCCCCUGACACUGCAGAGUUCAGCCGAGAAUUCCAGUUAGACCAGCACCUUUUUGAUCCAGAACAUGACUACCCAGGUUUGGGCAAGUGGAACAAGAAACUCCUUUAUGAGAAGAUGAAGGGAGGACAGAGGCGGAAGCGGAGGAGUGUCAAUCCCUAUCUACAAGGAAAGAGGCUGGACAAUGUUGUGGCAAAGAAAUCUGUCCCCCACUUCUCAGAAGAGGAGAAGGAGCCAGAAUAAAGAGAAGACAGUAGGUGGAAACCCAUACAAUGCUUAUGUAUGUGCAUGUUAGCAGAGCCCGUGAGUGACAGCAUGCAUUUUACAUAUUUAUGGAUGAAAAACAGCUGUCCUUGUCUCCAUAGCGAUGCCUGAGCUUUCUGCUAAAUUAGAAUAAAAGCUCCUUUCCUUUUGGGGAUUUUUUGAUGUGGAUCUGCAAGAAACAUUACAAUUAAAAUGUAUAUGUCAAGUAUAAUAAAAACACGGAUAUGAAAUACUCUGAUUUCUUGCCGUUUUGGGUUGUGCUGUUUGGGCCAAGUCUGUAAAAAGCUAGCAUUUGAUUUUGAUUAUGUAGUGUAUCUAGCCCUUGGGCCUUGUUACACACCAAUAAAGAAGUUUGUACUCAAGGGGAGGGGCUGACACAUCUCACUCUGCUGCUUCUUAAUAAAUGUAUGUGCAAGCAUU